This is a messenger RNA of Mya arenaria, 3308 nucleotides long. RefSeq names its product E3 ubiquitin-protein ligase RNF13-like. The record is from RefSeq and is a predicted model, not a curated record. Lineage: Eukaryota; Metazoa; Mollusca; Bivalvia; Myida; Myidae. Gene Ontology annotation, cellular component: cytoplasm; nucleoplasm. Bases 117 to 1505 code for a protein of 462 amino acids. The transcript is spliced from 12 exons.
UUUCACAAAAGAUCACAGGACACCAUUACGAAAGUCUUGUUGAUAAACAACACAUUUGUUGAAAUCGAAUCAUGUAACACAGCAGAACCAGGACACUUUGUUAAACAUUAAGCACAAUGUCAGGGCCAACACUGGUGGCUGUUAUAUUGGUGGUCCUUGGACUUGCCGGCCAAGUGUUAGGUGAUAUCCUUGUGAGAAAAGAAAAUGAGACCAUUACUUACUUUGAUGAUAUGAUGUCCAUGUUUGGCCCAAGUAUUAGCAGUAAAGGUGUAAGGGGUUAUGUGUAUGUAGCGAGCCCGCUGGAUGGAUGUAGCGCAGUACAACCACCACCCAUCAAGAACCUUAGCUGGAUAGCACUUAUUGCCCGCGAUAACUGCAGCUUUGUGGAGAAAGUGAGAAAGGCUCAGAACGCCAAUUAUAGUGCGGCCAUAGUUUACAACAGCUAUUCCGACGAUGAUGUGCUAUCAAUGGCAGGCGAUGGGAGCGACAUCAUCAUCCCAUCUGUGUUUGUGGGCUGGACAGACGGGGAGUUGCUGAGGACGCAGUACUGCUUCAACUGUUUAAACCUUGAACACAAGUCUGGCACGUACAACCUCUUCAUUGACAACCAUGAGCCCCAGUAUUAUAACCCCUACGUCCUGUGGCCCUUUGCAGCUGUCGUGGGAACAUGCUUCAUCCUUAUGAUCAUAUUUAUGGUUAUCAAGUGGUGCAGGGACAUUAACCGUAGACGCAAGUCACGACUGCCAAAGAAACAACUCAAGAAAAUACCUACAAAAAAAUUCAAGAAAGGUGAUGAGUAUGACUGUUGUGCUAUCUGCCUGGAUGACUAUGAAGAAGGAGAUAAACUCCGCCUACUGCCCUGCAGUCAUGCUUACCACACAAAGUGUAUAGACCCAUGGCUUACCAAGAACAAACGCUCGUGUCCGAUCUGCAAGAGGAAGGUCUUUCCUGGGGAUGACCCAGACACAGAAUCAGACAGCUCGGAUGAUGAGAGACCAACAGAGAGAACUCCGUUGCUAGGCAACAGUAGCGAGCCGAGUGGGCAGACUAACAGAAGAUCCACGUUUGACAGUUCAGGUUUACCCCCUCCUACUGGUGUUGUCCGAGUGAAUCCAGGUCACACCUGCAGCCAUGAUUCCGACCAAUCAGAGAGUGAGGAGGGGGCAGCAGGUGGAGUCAGGCAUCUUAAUCUGGGCCAAGAGAAUCCUCUUCUCUCAUUGGGCAGGGCACCAGUGCAUGAAAAAAGGCCAGCCAAUCAGAAAGUAGGAUCUGAAGAGAAGCUGACCAAUGAGAACCAAGCUGCUCCAAGUAGCUCAACCUAUCAGGACAAGCAUGAAACUGUGGUCACUGUAACCAAUGAAGGGGCAGAUAAUUCUGGUUUUAGGAAUGAUGAUUUCUCUUCAGAAGAGGAGGAUGGAGAUUUUGGUAACCCUGGUGAUGCUGAUGAUGUUAUGUAUGUUGGGAAGGGCAAAGUGGAUGAAAAGAAAAACAACGGUGUUGUCUGAGAUUAUGUACUUGGAUUUUUUAUUUCUGUAUAACAUUUGUGUAAUUUUGUACCUGUUUGAUAAGUGCAGUGUAUUCUUAAGGUAGAUUUAGGAUACCGUCUACAAUAUAUACAAUGAUAAAGUCAAAUGUUUAAGAUAAGUAUCUGUGCUAGUAUUUACGGUAGUACUGAUCUGUUUCGUGUGACUAUAAUGUAAUACUAUAAAAAUGAUAUAAACGUAGCAGGGUACAUGGUCAAUAAAUGCAAAUCGAGUGAUGCAUAAAUCAAAUGAAACAACAUUUUGCUGAGCAAUUUUGAUAAGUUUAAGGUACUGCUGUAAUUGAUAUGCUUGAUAUUGACAUGAUUUACAUAUGUAUGUGUAUAUUUACUACCAAUUAUUUCUGAUUACACACAAACAUGUUUAUAAGUGGGCAAACUUGCCCAUAUUGUAAGACCAAAUGCACGAAUAUAGCAGACAUUUUAUAUUGCCAUUUUGAAACAUUGUAUGUUAAAGUUGAUACAGGCUUUUUAAACAUAUUGAUGAAUUUAUUAUGCCCCCUUUUGAAAAAAGUGGGGUAUAUUGUUUUGCACAUGUCGGUCGGUCGGUCGGUCUGUCUGUCGGUCGGUCGGAAUACCAAAUGGUUUCCGAUCAAUAACUUGAGAACGCUUUGACCGAGGGACCUCAUACUUGGUAUGUGUAUUGGUCAUCACCAGCAGAUGAACCCUAUUGAUUUUGAGGUCAGUGGGUCAAAGGUCAAGGUCAGUGUGACCUUUACAUGAAAAACGGUUUCCGAUCAAUAACUUGAGAACGCUUUGACCCAGGGACCUCAUACUUGGUAGGUGUAUUGGUCAUGACCAGCAGAUGAACCCUAUUGAUUUUUGAUGAAUAUAUUAAUCACCUUGGGUAUUUAUAAUGGGUUUUCUUUGGCAUUAAGCAUGUUUUGAUGAGGAGCAGACAUAUGGCCUUAUUUAUGGUGUUUACCGCUUUAAAAACAGUUUUAUUCUUGAGCGUUUGUUUAUCUAAAGAGUGCUCCUGUUCUCAAGUGGUUUAAAAAAAGGACUAGUGCUGUACACAUACAAACUUGGAUUUGGAAGUUAUAUUCAAACAGUUUGCUUAAAAAAUUUACAAAAUGAGGGCUCUGCAUGCACAAUGCUGACAAGACUUCAUAAAAAACAGGGGCAAUUACCUCGGUCUUGAGAUGAGCCUUCAAAAAGUAUGUUUUUAUUGUAUUAGUAGAACUCCUGUACAAUGAAUUGCUGGUAUUGUUAACAUUAACAUUAACGUUAACUCUAUAAGCAAAUGGAAUUCUUGAUAAACAUUUCAGACGCUUCAUUCUGGUCACCUCUGUUGAUAUUGAUGUGUGUUAGUGUUUAUAGAGGCCUUCUUAUGAGGGCAAAUAUGCUACGAUCGCUGUUUCGAACCAAUAUUUCUGAGUAGUUAACUAUUUAAAAAGUAAUCCUUUUAUUUGCUAGUUUAGGUCAAGUUAGUUUGGUUUGCAAGUAUUCUUUUUAAUGCCAUAUAUGACAUUCACUUUUUUUUUUUUACGGAAACUCUCGGUCUAACAAUCUUUUGUAUAAGGCUGGUUGAAAAAAUGGCGUGAUAGUUUUUUGUUUAACUUUUACUGUGAUUAUUUCAAUAAACUAAUCCAUAUUUAUGUACAUGUAUGCAGGUAAACCCUUGUGUUAGAACUACUUUGACAUAAAUUAAUUAGCAAGCACUGAUUACCUGUUUUGUAAAUAUACUUAUUUGUUAUUAAGGAUUUUUAUAAUUAUGACUGUUAAUUUGUAUGUUUGCAUUGUGCAAUAUACUGUAUAACCUAUUAAA